Penicillium vulpinum is the source of this 423-nucleotide messenger RNA. RefSeq lists its product as uncharacterized. Bases 1 to 423 code for a protein of 140 amino acids. The record is from RefSeq and is a predicted model, not a curated record. Lineage: Eukaryota; Fungi; Ascomycota; Eurotiomycetes; Eurotiales; Aspergillaceae. The transcript has a single exon.
AUGUCAUAUUACAUUACGAUCCUCAACGGUCCGGGUGUGGAUGAGAGUCCCGAAAAUCUAUGGGUUAAUCUCGGCUUUACUGUCACGGAGUAUUUUAAACUUCGCACUGAUGGAGCCCUGAUUUGUUUUAUGCUGGAACGUAUUCGGGAGCUGAAGUUCAAACUUACUCGUGAGCCCUGGGAUCGACGAUCUCGGUGGUGUAUCUCAAUUCCAGUCUCCAAGAUGCACAAAACCAUGGACGGAGCUGCUAAUGACGCCUUGCAACUGGUGCAGUGGUACAAGACCCAAGUUCUGAAUGGGAAUGCAACCAUCAACCGCGAACUGCUGUUUGAUCGGAGGCCUUUUCAUGAUGGUAGGGAAUGCUGCAGAAAUAAUGUGUGUGAUCGGGUGCUGCAUCCUGAGUGGUGGGGUAUAGAACUUUAG